AUGGCUCAAGACGAGCACUCUCAAGUCAAACCAAAGCCUUCCCCUCAGCCUAUGGAGCCACGAAUCUCCUCCACGAUUCCCACAACUUCAUGGUUUACACCCAAAAGGCUACUUGGUAUAUUUUGUGUGAUUAACUUGUUAAACUAUGUGGAUCGAGGAGCCAUAGCAAGCAAUGGUGUCAAUGGAAGUAGGGGAACGUGCACUAAGGGGGGUACCUGCACUUCUGGUUCUGGAAUACAAGGGGAUUUUAACUUGAACAAUUUUGAAGAUGGGGUUUUAUCAUCCGCUUUUAUGGUUGGACUUCUUGUGGCUUCUCCAAUAUUUGCCUCUCUUGCAAAGAGGCUAGUUGGUGUUGGGGAGGCUUCAUUUACAAGUCUUGCAGCACCUUUUAUCGAUGACAAUGCCCCUGUUACUCAGUUUGGGUUGGUUGAAGAUCAAUCUGCAAGUAUGAUUGAUGUGAAUAUAUGCUAUCUACCGAAAACAGCAUGGCUUGCAAUAUUCUACAUGUGUAUACCAUCGGGAUAUGCACUUGGCUAUAUCUACGGUGGUUUGGUUGGAAGUAAUUUUGGGUGGCGUUAUGCAUUCUGGGUAGAGUCUUUGUUGAUGCUUCCAUUUGCCAUUUCAGGAUUCUUUAUGAAGCCUUUGCAGUUGAGAGGUUUUGUUUAUUCUGGUUCAGAAAAGGGACUGACACCGGAAGCAGUUGUGUCAGGAGUUCAAGUUAUGGAAGCUUCAAAUGGUAAAGAUGAGCCACUGUCCUUGGAACCAGAGCUUAGAGAUAGAAGCCCUGACGAUCAUUCCAAAUCAAAAUCUUCAACCCAAAUAUAUGAGAAGUUUUCAAGAUUUUUGAAAGAUACGAAAGCACUUUUGCUUGAAAAGGUUUAUGUUGUCAAUGUUCUAGGUUACAUAGCUUACAACUUUGUCCUAGGUGCUUACUCAUAUUGGGGGCCCAAAGCUGGCUAUAAUAUAUAUCACAUGGCUGAUGCAGAUUUGAUAUUUGGAGGAAUUACUAUUGUAUGUGGAAUAGUGGGCACUUUAGCCGGAGGUUUUGUUCUGGAUUAUAUGAAUAACACCUUUUCAAAUGCAUUUAAGCUUCUCUCAACGACUACAUUUAUUGGUGCAGCAUUUUGUUUUGGGGCCUUCUUAUUCAGAAGCAUGUAUGGCUUCCUUGCUCUUUUCUCUAUUGGUGAACUUCUUGUUUUUGCCACUCAGGGUCCUGUGAAUUUCGUAUGUCUGCGUUGUGUUAAACCAAGUUUGAGGCCUCUAUCUAUGGCUAUGUCUACUGUUGCCAUUCAUAUAUUUGGAGAUGUACCUUCCUCACCUCUUGUUGGAGUUCUCGAGGAUAGCAUUAACAACUGGAGGACGACAGCAUUGAUUCUAACAUCAAUAUUGUUUCUAGCAGCUGGAAUAUGGUUUAUUGGAAUAUUUUUGCAUAGUGUGGAUAGAUUUGAUGAAGAAAGUGAACAUCAAGUACCAAGCGUUGAAAGGUCAAACACAAUGCCGUUGCUUCAAGAGAAGACUGGAGCAACAUCAGCGUCUCCUUCUCAGUCCCCAGAACAUUGA
Messenger RNA from Sphenostylis stenocarpa, 1560 nucleotides. Lineage: Eukaryota; Viridiplantae; Streptophyta; Magnoliopsida; Fabales; Fabaceae. The record is from the annotation of a GenBank genome assembly.